UUUUUGAGAUUUGUUGUGUCGGCGAAGUGACUACCAAAAUGUCCAACGUUUAACUUGUGUAUAUAUAUACAGAGUGUUAAAGAAAAGCAGGUGUGAAAGCUGCCUCCGAAGUCUAAGGCUCAGCGUCCGAGGCCAUGAAUCGAGUCCCCCUGCAGCAGCAGCAGAGCUGUGGGUCCUGGGAGCGGAAGGAGCGUCUUGGCACCGGAGGCUUUGGGAACGUCACAAGAUGGCAAAACAAGGACACAGAGGAACAGAUUGCUAUAAAGCAGUGUCGUCAGGAGCUGAGCGAGAAAAACAAAGAGAGAUGGUGUCUGGAGAUCCAGAUCAUGAAGAGGUUGGAUCAUGGCAACGUUGUCGCAGCCCGAGAGGUUCCUGAGGGAAUGCAGAAAUUGGUGUUCACCAAUGACCUGCCGCUGCUGGCAAUGGAGUACUGUCAGGGAGGAGAUCUGAGAAAGUAUCUGAACCUCCUGGAUAACUGCGCUGGAAUGAGGGAGGGCUCUGUUUUGAUUCUGUUAUGUGACAUUUCGUCAGCUCUUACCUACCUCCAUAAGAAGAGGAUCAUCCACAGAGAUUUGAAACCAGAAAACAUUGUGCUGCAGCAGGGAGAGAAGAGAUUGAUCCACAAGAUUAUUGACCUGGGCUAUGCUAAAGAGCUGGACCAGAGCAGCCUGUGCACCUCAUUUGUGGGAACUCUUCAGUACUUGGCUCCAGAGCUCAUUGAGAGACAGAAGUACACGGUCACUGUGGACUACUGGAGCUUCGGGACCCUGGUGUUUGAGUGCAUCACAGGAUUUAGGCCUUUCUUACCAACCUGGCAACCUGUUCCUUGGCACAACAAACUGAGGCUGAAGCAGGACAAAGAUAUUGUCGUCUACGAGGACCUCUUGGGGGACGUCCGUUUCGGUCAACAUCUUCCUCAGCCCAACAACCUCAACAGUCUGUUAUUAGAGAGACUGGAGAGGUGGCUACAGCUGAUGCUGAAGUGGUCUCCUCAGGAGCGCGGCAAAGAGCCCGGCGCUGCACCCAUGGACUGCUUCUCCCAGCUGCAGGUCGUUCUGCAGCUCAAGCUGGUCCAUGUCCUGAACAUGAUUUCUGCUAAAAUCCUGACCUACUCUGUCUCGGAAGAAGAGACUGUGGCCGACCUGCAGCUCAGGAUAGAGAAAGACGCCAGCAUCCCUGCAGCCAAUCAGGAGCUGCUGCUGGAAGCGGGACUAGCCUUGGAGCCUCAUGGACUGGCCACACAGUGCGCCAUAGAUUACUCAGAGAUAGAUGGGCGACGGACAGACUUGCCUCUGGUCUUCCUGUUUGAUCGUUCCUCUUGCAGUUAUGAACCUCAAUUUGCUCCUCGCACCCUUCCAGAAAACAUUCGCUUUGUCCAACACGACCCUAAACACGUUCUAGCUUACAGCUCUCUGAGGAGAACCUGCGGCCAGGCGUGGCACACCAUCCGCUCCCUGAAGGAAGACUGGCAAAGACUGCAGCAGGGCCAGAAAGCUGCCAUCAUGAGCCUGCUGAGACACAACUCUUCACUUUCCAAACAGAAGAACGAGAUGGUGUCCAUGCACCAGAGACUCAUGGCCAAGCUGGACUUCUUCACCACCAGCCUUCACAUAGACAUGGAUAAAUACCAGGAACAGACAGCAACUGGGAUCGCGUCAGAAAAGCUCCUGGGCGUGUGGAGGGAGAUGGAGCAGACUGCUGUCAGCUGUGGUCAGGCCAAGGUCAGUGAACUGGAGGAGGAGAUGAUGCAGCUGCAGCCAGACAUAGUGGAUGUGCAGAGACAGCCCUGUAGGAGUGGAGAGGCCCUGGACACACUGGAAGGAAAGGCCAUGGAAAUGUUUCGCAAACUCCGAGAGAAACCCAGAGACCAGAGGUGCCCAGGGGACGGUCAGGAGGUGGUGCGCCUGGUGGUGCAAGCUGUGCAGUUCUACGAGAGGAAGCUCCGAGACUUCUACACACACCUCAGUAAGACAGCAGUGUGCCGUCAGCGGGUGAUGGAGCUGCUGCCAAAGGUGGAGGGGGUGGUCCAGAGGAUGGCUGAGAGCGAACAAGUGCUGAUGAGUCUGCAGGAGAAACGUCAGAGGGAGCUGUGGAACCUGCUCAAAGUCGCCUGUAGCAAAGUUCGCAGCCCAGUGAGUGGGAGUCCUGACGGAUUACGAACCCCCUCGUCAGUUCCGCCUCUGCUCACCCCCAAACACGGUUUACAGCAGUUAGACGAGUCUCUUGUGGAGGAGAGCAGGACAUUUGAGUGUCGACUCCAGAGUCUGCUGAAUGACACCAUCCAGGAGUCAGAGAGCAGUAUGGACAUGUUGAGGGAGUGGACGUGGAUGAGUGGCCAGAAUUUCUCCAGUGACCUCUCCUAAUUUGCGUUUCAUUAUUUUGCUUCCAUGAGUUACUCUACUGCCCCUGUGUGGAGGAGAUGUCAAACUACAUCAGAAUGUAGCACAAGCUGGUCUGUGAAAAAUGUGAAUAUAGAGUAAUAUCUGAUGAAACAUAUUUGCUAAAUGAGAUUUAGGAGUAGGUAAUCCUUCUCAGUCUAACAUUGUAAAAUACGGAAAUUAAAUGUAAAGCUAAGUGCUUUGAAGCAAAUCUUUCCGAUUUUAAUCAGAGGAACUUAUUUAAGCAGGAUCUUAUUUAUGUGCCCAUUUUCCAUUUUAGCUCAACAUUUAUUUUAGUUUUGGGGUAAAAAUAUCCAUUUAAUUGGUAUCAUGUAUCAAAUAAGAUGGUCCUAACAAAGCAUUUAGAAAAUCUCGUAUUAAACUUGCGUACACUUGUCACAGCAUGAAGGGAGGCUUGCACGAUGUACAAAGCAUAAAACUCAAUCUCUCUAUAAAAAGCUGACACACAUCGAGAGACAGUUUUAUCUUUGGAUUUAAGAGUGAUAGAAUUCACGAAUGUAAAUAAUGUUUUACAGAAAUUGAGACAGCAAUAUUUUUCUUCUGUUUUUGAGGCAUAUUCACUUCCAAUUGUUUCAUAAUGUUUGGUGGAUUUUUAUUAGGAAACCACCGAUUCUAUUUUGAAGAAUCAAGUAAAACAUUUUAUAUUCUAAAAAUAUCCCUUGACCUCUGUGUUACAUACCUAAAUGUCAAUAUUUUUGCAUUUUUAUGUAUUUCUCACUGGACCAAUAUUGUUCUUGCAAAUGUUAUUUUAUUAAUGAAAAGUUUUUUGUCAUCUAUUGAUUCUCAUAAGGAGGGUGUGGUCAAAAUAACAGCAGCAGUCCAGUAUCAAUAAUGUAUCUAGUAUGCAAUAAUAAGUGUUUUGAGGCUUUUUAUGUUAGAUUCAUGUUGAAACUGGUUCUCUCUUUGCUUGGUGCAAUAGGGUGAAAACAAAGCACAUGCAAAAGUAGAAUCCAAUUUAUGAACUGUUGCAAAACUGUGAAAAUGGCUUUAAAACUAAGUACAUUUUAAUGAACUUUAACAGGGUAUGCUUAUCAUUCUAACUAUUCGAGGUAUUAUUGUGUAUAGAUUCCACAAAGUGAUGACAAUUGUUACACAUUCUGUCAUAAGUGUCUGUGAUAUCUUGCCUUUCUUUGAACACGCGCUGUGCUGUUAAAAUGUAGAAUUACAAAAUCUGACCAUUACAUCAUUAUGUACAACAACAGUGAUGUUGUAACUUGAAUACAGUAUUUUACUGUACUGUAAGUGGUGUUUCCUUUAAACAAAACAAAUAAACAGCCCUCAAAAUCA
Trematomus bernacchii (emerald rockcod) is the source of this 3686-nucleotide messenger RNA. It is a transcript of the gene ikbkb, whose product is annotated as inhibitor of nuclear factor kappa B kinase subunit beta. Gene Ontology annotation, biological process: peptidyl-serine phosphorylation; positive regulation of transcription by RNA polymerase II; tumor necrosis factor-mediated signaling pathway. The coding region runs from base 135 to 2363 and encodes 742 amino acids. NCBI's taxonomy places the organism in Eukaryota, Metazoa, Chordata, Actinopteri, Perciformes, Nototheniidae. Gene Ontology annotation, molecular function: ATP binding; protein binding; IkappaB kinase activity. Gene Ontology annotation, cellular component: IkappaB kinase complex; cytoplasm. The record is from RefSeq and is a predicted model, not a curated record. The transcript has 22 exons.